Drosophila rhopaloa is the source of this 4426-nucleotide messenger RNA. RefSeq lists its product as uncharacterized. NCBI's taxonomy places the organism in Eukaryota, Metazoa, Arthropoda, Insecta, Diptera, Drosophilidae. The transcript is spliced from 8 exons. Bases 682 to 3312 code for a protein of 876 amino acids. The record is from RefSeq and is a predicted model, not a curated record.
UGUGCCGCAUUGUUUUCCUGUUUCUAUCGACGCGAGUAAAAUUUUUGUUUAAAUGCCAAAAAAACACAAUAACUAUAAAAUUUAAGAUCUAUUUCAUAAGAAACAAAAUUAAAACAAAUCAGAGCGUUAAACAAUAGGUGGUUAGGAUAUAAAGUUCGUUUGCCGAGUUAAAUGUAUUGAAAAGGUGAUGAAAGUGUGUUAAAAGCACCUGCUGAAAACCACUAAGUGAAAAUUCUUGAAAAUUCAUCGCUUGAAACCCAAAGCGGGCCAGAAAAUAUAUAAAAUGGAUUACCUAACGCAAUUUGGUGAAUUGAAGCAGCUUUUUGGAAAAUAAUUCACGACAAUCUUUGCACAGAUUUUAUUGAUUUUUCCUUUGUAAUUGGCCAGCCAAGAAAAGAGAGCGCAAUCUCAGUCCGCUCGCAGAUUUCAUUUUUUCUCUCCUAAAAAAAGCCGCUCUCUUUUUCCCCCUUUGUUUUGCUUAGCUUGUUCGCAAAUAAACAUUCAAAGAAGUUUAGAUUCCUUUAAGUUUCCUCAAAAAAUGCCAAAAUAAUUGAAUAAAAUCAGAAACAUAAGCAAGCCUCGAUGAUAAGUUGCACAUGAGUUAUCGAAAAAUAAGCGAGAUAUAGGGAAAGUACCGCCCUGAGAGCAACAAACUAAUCUCCCCGCUCCCUGCACCCCAACAUGCUGAAUAGCCGGAGCCCCCCUCAGUACAGGCAGCAUUCCCCGGGGGGCUCCGUCGGCUCCGUUGGUUCCGUGGGUUCCACCGGCUCCGGCAACUCCACCACUUCCGCGUCCCAGUUGCUUGGGCACUACCAGUCCGCCUACGGCCAGCAAGGACACUCGCACGCCUGCUACCAACACCAGUUGCAACAGCAACAUCAACAGCAGCAACAGCAACAGAAGCUGCAGCAACAUCAUCACCAUCACCACCACGGAGGACGCACCUCGCUGACACCCACCAUGAAGCGGGGCAAGAAGCAGUGGGGCACCAGGGAACGGUCGGGCAUGAGCUUCCUCAUCGUCAUCACAUUCUUCGCCGUCUUUGGAUUAAUCAUUCUGACAGAGGUCUUCAUGAUCGACGAGCGCACCCACAGCGGCAUGUUGGCGAUGCGGGCGGGCGGCGGGGGAGGGGCCAGCUUGGGCGGACGGAUGGGCGACUCGAUGCCGGAUUAUGAUAAUGUUAAGGAAGAUUAUGAUCUAUUGGAUGCCAGCAUUCUGAGUGAUAAUAAAUUAGGAUUUAUACAACUGCGGGACAAUAAACUGAAAAUUCAAGCAGAAGCCGCAGUCGCCGAUGGCCAGCGCUUGGCAGGAAUGCUCCUUAACGGGGGUGUAGGGGGCGGAGGUGGAGCAGGAGCCUUUGGCGUGAAUGUACCGCUCAUACCCUGGGGCCAGGUGCUGCCCGGCAAGGUGGAGGAGACCCUGCCCCACUUCCCAUUUGGCACGCGGCCCACCGACGGCGCCUGGCAGGUUGUCAACGGCACCCGCUUCAAGUUCUUUGUCUACUCCGCCUACUUCGAUCGGCGCGAAGGAGCGCGUCUGGUGCGGGUGGUGGGCGCCACGAAGACACGGGGUCCGGAGAGGGUCUGGUGUCGCUUCUGGUACGGACCGAGUCCUGCCAACGCCUCGGACACGGGCUCCUCCUCCUCGACACGUGCCAAAUACUCCUCGGCCACUGUGAUGGCUCGCGUCAAGAUCAUUCGUGAGAACUGGAAUCUCAAGUACAGCGCCUGUUUUAUCCUGUGUCCGGUGCGCACCCCUCCCCUGGCCGUUCCCCAUUUUGUGAGCGUGGUGUCCCGCCUGCGUGCUCCGCCGGGAAAUCUGCUGACCCUACGCAAUACCGACCAGGAUGCGGACUUUGCGGCGAAUCCAACGGGCAAUGCGAGUGCCAGGAGAGGAUCGCCGGUGGGCAAGGCUCCGCCGAGUGGCGAUAAUAUACCCGACCGCAUUGCCGUGUGCGUGAAACCCCUGCACUUCAACUACGAUCAGGCGCUUUAUCUGAUGGAGUACCUGGAGUUCUACGCUUUAUUGGGAGUCUCCCACUUCACCUUCUACAACCACACGCUGGGACCGCACGCCUCCUGCGUCCUGCAGAGCUAUCAGCAGGGCCUUGUCCCCGGAAAUCUUACUGCCCACGACCUGGAGCCACUGCAACCGGCGGAGGCGGCCAACAACGUCACGCCCCGCGUUCUCAAGUCCACGCACUACCAACGACCCACUGUCAGCAUCCUGCCGUGGAACCUGCGCAUGCGCAGCCAGAAGGAGAUCCGCACCGAAGGACUCUUUGCCGCACUGAACGACUGCCUCUACCGCACCAUGUAUCGCUACAAGUAUCUGGCCCUGGUUGACCUGGACGAGUUCAUUGUGCCGAGGUACUCGGACACGCUGAACGAGCUCAUCACGUCCCUAAAUCAGCGAUUUCGAAAUCGGAACACGGGGGCCUAUUCCUUCCAGAACGCCUUCUACUACCUUCAGUUUGCGGAUGACAGCCUGGCUAGUUCGGGAAUAGAGGGUGGCAAUGACCAGCUGGCCAGUGUCCGUGCUUCGUUGGUCACCCAACGCAAGACACGCAGGCGCUAUAAACUGCACCCUCAGAAGCAGCGAUCCAAGUACAUCUGCAAACCAGAGGCAGUGGUCGAGGCGGGCAAUCACUUUGUGUGGGAAUUUGCACCUGGGAAGGGAUCCCUCAAUGUGCCGCCCAAGGAGGCCAUUUUGCAGCACUAUCGGGUGUGUGAAUUCGGUGGCAACGAUUGUAUCAAGGCUCCAUCGAUAGUGGAUCGUACUACCACUAAAUACGUGAAUCGUCUGGUCCAGCGGGUGGAUGCUGUGUACCGCCAUCUGCGCCAGCGUUGCGAUCUUCCUGCUCUGCCCCCACUGCCCAAGAUCCAGGAUAGUCCCAAGGAGAAGCCCAAUGAAAAGACCAAGGAUAAGCUUAAGGAGAAUACCAAGGAGGAACCCAAGGAUAAUUCCAAAGAGAAGCCCAAGGAUAAACAAAAGGAGAAGCCUAAAUUGCUGCAGCAGAUGCGGGAUUCCCAAGCGAAGGACACACGGGAGCAGGGUGUUACAACGAAGGAGAACUUAAUCAAAGGAGUGGCUGCCACAGGUGCCACAACAACCACAACAACGAAAAGAGCGGCAACGAAGCAGCAGCAGAAACCCAUUCCACCAGUCAGCACCACAAUGAUCACCACGGCCAGGACUUCAUCAACCGCCAAGCAAUCGGAUCCUUCGGCCAGUGUCCGCAAGAAAAGGAAGCUAAUCGUAUUCGAACUCAAUGAUUUUGGGAUACCCGUGGCCCGGGUGGAGUAUCAAUGAGAUAGGGACUCCGUUUUGGUUGGCAACAUUUAGACGGCGCUUUGGUUCACUUUUGUGCCAAUUAGUUUGAGGAUUUAGUUUGGUUGUGUUCCAGCACGGUUGAUCAACUUCAUUGGCCAUUGUCAGAGUGCUCAACAAAUGAACUGACCUCUUCGAUUUAAGUACAUCUAUUUCUUUGCUCACCUUAGAAAUAAAAUAGAGCACGUAAAUCCAAAGCAAUACCACAUCAUCCAAGCAAAUAUGAUCUCAAAGUAAAAAUCAAGCUGAGUGCAAUAAGAAUCCAGUAUGAAAUACAUUUUUUGUUAAUUCUUAUCACAUUCAAUUUUUGUUUUAAGUUUAAGUAAACAAAAUAAUUUUGAAUAUUUUACAGUAGUCUAGAUUAUAUAUUUAUCCAAACGGUUAAUUUAUUUGAAACACUUCAAUAGGUCGGCUUAUUUAACUUUUCUACUGCACAAAAAUACUCAAACAACGCUAGAUAGAAGCAACUAAAAAAUGAUAAUCAAUUAUCACAUCUUAGUUUGUUUCGUUAAUUUGGAAAAUAAUUUCCUGAUUUUGGUAAUCCUAAUGCAAAAUUAUUCCUAAGCAAAAUUCAGAAAAUUCCUAAAGCGAAAUUCAUAUGUAAUCUAAGCCAUUGUUUCGUGUUGUAGACUAAGCAAUAAAAUAUACAAAAAUGAAAGCAAAGUAAAGGCAAGCAGAUAAUAAAUAUGUAUCGAUAUUUUCCCUGUAAACUGUUAGUGCAACAUUACCAUUUAGUAAGGGAAAAAGUCCUCCGAGGUACGCGCUUAGACUCUGAAUUAGUGGAUUAAUGAGAGCUUAGGGCAUAUCUGCUAGUUCUAAGGCUUGUGCUGGCAGCAAAAAAUUAAAAAUAAUUAGUUAAGGCUUACCACAAAACUGAAUCGAAUUUUCAAUGCUUCGAAGUUUAUAUCCUUUUUGUUUAGCUUAGCGCGCAAAAGGUAUAAAAUUAUAGUUAAGUAAGUUUCAUAAACGAAUGAUGAAAUAAUAAAUAAAUAAUUAGUCGGUCUAUAGCUAUUAAGUGGCUAUUUCAGAUACUUAUGAGAUCUAUUAAAAUACAAGAAGUCAAUAAAAUUGCGAAUAAGCAAACUAAGAUAGAAAA